CGCGCCUAACAGCAGAGUUCGAAGAACAGCAACCAGGCUCUGCAGCCUUCAGUCAUGGAAGAGGCGGCUACCGGUCACAAUAUGGCUGCCGAAGUACACCUUCGAGUUCUUAUUACGAGAUAUUAUAGCAGGUAUUACUGUGGGAUUGACUUCAAUACCUCAGGGCAUCGCUUACGCAAUGGUCGCCGGCCUGCCUCCACAGGUAGGUCUCUACUCCAGUAUAUUUCCUGGUCUGGUGUACAGCAUGUUUGGCAGCUGCAAAGAUGUGACGGUGGGACCCACUGCGAUACUGUCAGCUCUGCUCGCUAAAUACGUGGCCAAAUCCGCUGACUUCGCGUAUUUAGCAUCGUUCCUCUCUGGGUGCAUUAUCAUGUUGUUGGGGAUAUUGCAAUUAGGAUUUCUACUCGAUUUUAUAUCGAAGCCAGUCAUAUGUGGAUUUACAACAGCUGCAGCGCUUCAAAUAAGCGCUUCACAGCUGAGAUCAUUGUUUAGGAUAGCAGGUACGUUACUUAUUCUGUAUUUGUCUACACCUAGCGGCAGAGAUAAACCGAAUAGACCAUAGAGUGGGAAGAUAUAU
Molecule: messenger RNA, 577 nt
Organism: Manduca sexta (tobacco hornworm)
Lineage: Eukaryota; Metazoa; Arthropoda; Insecta; Lepidoptera; Sphingidae
Product: sodium-independent sulfate anion transporter-like
Exons: 4
Coding region: 179-562 (127 amino acids)
Biological process (GO): transmembrane transport
Cellular component (GO): membrane
Molecular function (GO): sulfate transmembrane transporter activity
Source: RefSeq, a predicted model, not a curated record